Molecule: messenger RNA, 1647 nt
Organism: Entamoeba histolytica HM-1:IMSS
Lineage: Eukaryota; Evosea; Mastigamoebida; Endamoebidae
Exons: 1
Coding region: 1-1647 (548 amino acids)
Source: RefSeq, a predicted model, not a curated record
AUGGGACAUAAUAAAGGAAAAAAGAAACAAAGGGCACAAGGAUAUAACAAUGAAGAAGAGUCUUCAAAAAGAAAAGAAGAAACAAAACCAAAAGAAAAAAAUGAACAGCGAGAAUUAACUAAAAAACAACAAAAGAAAUCACAGAAGAAACAAAAAAUUAAAGAACAAAAGUUAUUUUCUUUACAAUCAAAAGAGUUAAGUAUUGAAGUUGAAGUUUCAAAAGAGUUAAGAAAAGAAGAUUUGCAAGAAACAUAUAUUGAUCACUUAAAAAAGUUAAGUUUAAAUGAAAUUUAUCAAUUAAUAAGAUAUAUUCCUAUGAGACUAACAGAAAGAGAAAGAGGAUAUCUUGAAAUUAUUGAAGCAGCAUUAGAUGUUAGUGAAUAUACAAAUAAUGUUGAUAUUGCUAAAUCAGAUUAUAUAUAUUAUGGAUAUGGUUAUAAACAAAAAGACUUAGGAAUGAAAGGAUUUAAAAAAGAACAAAUUAUUAUAGAACAACAUGAAGAACUUAAGAGAAUUAUGAUUGGAUUAUUAGUUACCAAUAACUUCAGAGAAGGUAUGAAAGUUAGUAAAGAUGAAAAAUUAAAAGAAGAUUUCAUUCAAGAUUGUUUUGAAGUUGGAAGAAGAUACAAAGCAGCAAAUCCAUCUAUGAUGAGAGAAACAUAUCAAAAAAUGAUGCAUAUUUUACAAGAUGCUAUAAAUUAUAAUCCUAAAUUUAUUGGUAAAGAAUUUGUAAAGAAUAAAAACUGGAAACCUAUUUAUACUGUUGAAAUGGGAAUGAAAGAAUGUAAUAUGAAAAUAGAAGAUAUUAUGAAAUGUAUUAAACUGAGAGAAGAAGGAUUAACUUUAGAAGAAAUUGAAAAACAAUAUGGAGAACAUGGUCUUCGUAUUGUAUAUUCAAUUAGAGAUGGAAUUGAAGCAUCAGCAAAAACAUGUGGAGUUGUAUUUGAAAUAUUAAGGGAACUAGAACAAUUUAGAGAUAAAGGAAAUAGUGGCUCUUCAUUAGCAAUUCAAUUUGGAAAAGGUGGGUCGAGACUAACACAAAGUCAUUCUGAACAUUUUUUAUUUGUUCAACAAAGUCUAAGACUAUGGUGGAAUGUUAUGAGACAUAUGUCAUUGUUAUGGAUAAUGAAUGAUAAAGACUUUUUAAGUGGAAGAAGUUAUAGUUUAGUUAAUACUGGACAAGGUUUACAAAGAUUACAACAAUGUCCAAAUGUUUCUUCUGCUAUUCAUCAAAUUCUUAGUCAAACACAAAGUACUAUGUGUGAAGGAAAAGAGUGGAGAGGGUUAAGUGUAGUUCAUUUAGGAGAUAGAGAUGUACCAAAUUGUUUAUUUUUUAUUGACAAAUAUUCACAAGUACCAUGGAUUCUUUCACCAGUUCUUCAUACUUCUUAUAAACUAUUAGAAAAAAAAUUUAUUGACAAAAUCCAAUUAUAUUUUGAGCAUUACCCAUCUAAAGUUUGGUCUUCAGCAAUAUUAAGACAUUUCUUCCAACAUGCAUUUGAUGGAAGUGGGUCAGAUGGAGGAAGUUGUAUUGAUGGAAGGUUAACUUCAGCAUGGAAUUGGUGUUCAAUGAUUGAAAAAUAUUCAUAUUAUCCUUUAUUUUUAUUAUGUGAUUUUGAAGGAUUUGAAGGUCCAUAUAAGAAAUAA